AUGCCCUAUGAGCCCCUUCCUUCACUCUUCCCGGGCACUCUUGAGGAGGAGGUGGAGGAGGAGGAAGUGGUCGCACCUCCUGCUAUGCCCUAUGUCCCUACCUCAGUCCCCACCCCACCUCCUCCUCCUGUGUACCCUCGCGUGGUCCCCCCUACCCCUCCUCCUCCUCCUCCUCCUGUUAUUCCCUCUCCCCUUCCACCCUCCAUCCCUCCUGCCCCUGCUCCCUCCUCCUCUUCAUCUUCCACGGCGCCGCCCGUUGGUGAAGGGGGGAUAGUGGUGCCGCCGUCUAUUGUGAUCACCGACGGGCAGCGCUUUGAGACUGAGCAGCUGCAGGACGAGAGCAGCAUGGAUGGAGUGCGGCAGAGUGGGGGGACGGAGACUGGGGAGCAGCAGAUUGGGGAGCAGCAGAUAGGGGAGGAGCAGAUUGGGGACCAGCAGAUGGUGGACCCGCAGUCAGGGGAGCAGCAGACAGGGGAGCCACAGACGGGGGAGCAGGAGAUGUGGGGAAUUAGAGAUGGUGGUCGUGUGGUGGCUUCUGGGACGAUCAGUGCGCCACUGCGUCGCUCUACUCGCAUCACUCGUGGAAUCCCGCCUCUUAAGUAUGCUUGGGCUUUAGUGGUUGAGCCAGCAGGAUUGGAUGACGAGGAGGAGGACGAGGAGUGGACAGACCUGGACCCUGACGUGACAGGCGAGUGGCAGAGCACGCUGGGAGCGCCAGUAGCGGUGUCGGGCGUGGGGCUGCAUCUGGGCCUUCCCACCACCGUUACGCUGCUGCCCGCCCCUGCUGCCUCGGGUCGGGUCUUCCACGUGGUGCUUGGGGGGGAUGGCGGAGGGGGAGAGGUGGACAGGGUUGCAACAGGAGCUGGGAGGGAAGGGAGAGUGGUGGAGAUCGGUGCAGAUGUGUGGAGUGUGGUGGACACGCGGCUCUGCACUGUGCUGGCUGCUGCUUCCGCUACCCCGUCCAGUCCGCCCUCCUCCCCUGACGAGUCGCCAGCGGGUGGGGAACGUGAACAGAGUGAAGUGCGGUUGGGAACGGUGGAACAUCUUCUGUCGGCUCUAGAGGGGUGUGGCGUGGACAACUGUGUGAUUCGCGUGGAGGGCGCUGGCGAGAUGCCACUUCUGGACGGAUCAGCAGCGGAGUGGGUUGAACACAUCAUGGCGGCCGGCAUCCACCCCGCCACCCUGCACCGCUCCAACGGCACCACAGGCCAUGCUGCUACCGGCGAUGCUGGUGCUGCUGCUAAUGAUGCUGUGACUGUGGAGAGGAGAAGGUGGAAUUUGCCUGGAAACCAGCCAAUCACGGUGCAGCAUGGGGAUUCGUUCAUCGCUGCAUUCCCCCGAGCUUCACCGCUUCUCACCUAUGGCAUUGAUUUUCCACAUGUGCCGGCCAUCGGGCGGCAGUGGGUGUCGUGGGAGCCGUGCCGCUCACAGCAACCAGCACAAGCGCGAGCAGCAGAGCGACGCCAGGGCGGAGGAGAGGAACCAGGUGGAGCAGCAGAGCAGCCAGUGGGGGCAGCAGCGCAGGGCGAGCAUGGCGAGCAUGGAGAGCAGGGUCAGGAGUGUGGCGACUAUGUGUCGGGCAUUGCGCCGGCGCGCACCUUCUGCAUUCUCGAACAGGUGGAGCAGAUGCGAGCAGCGGGGCUCAUCAGGGGUGGCUCGCUCGACAAUGCCCUCGUGUGCAGCCAAGCGCGAGGGUGGGUGAACCCACCUUUGAGACUCCCUCUGGAGCCGUGCCGCCACAAGCUGCUGGAUCUCAUAGGGGACCUGGCGCUGUGUGCCAGGGGGGGCAACGCCGGCAUUCCCAACGCACACAUAGUGGCCUAUAAAGCGAGCCAUGCUCUGCACGUGGCGUUUGGUAAGGCACUUAUGGGCGCACUCGAGGCAGAGGCCAAGGGGCGUGGCGGGGCUGGAAACUCCCACUUCUCCCUUCACCACCACUCCCCCUUGCUCCUCUUCUCUCUUCACCACCACUCCCCCUGCCCCUCUUCUCUCUUCACCACCACUCCCCCUUGCCCCUCUUCUCUCUUCACCACCACUCCCCCUGCCCCUCUUCUCUCUUCACCACCACUCCCCCUUGCCCCUCUUCCCUCUUCACCACCACUCCCCGUGCCCCUCUUCCCUCUUCUCCCGAGUGCGCGCGCCGGCCGCCCCCUCCGCGAGUGCGCGCGCCGGCCGCCCCCUCCGCGCAACCCUGACAUCAACCCUAAACACUAA
Closterium sp. NIES-65 is the source of this 2214-nucleotide messenger RNA. Lineage: Eukaryota; Viridiplantae; Streptophyta; Zygnematophyceae; Desmidiales; Closteriaceae. The record is from the annotation of a GenBank genome assembly.